UCUGCUAUUGAAGCUGUUGUGUUAUUGCCCUUUCAUCGGUACAACGCGGCUUCCAAGUAAUCACGUUUCGCGCGUAAAUCUCGAAGUUUUCCCCGUCACUACCAUUUAAAAUCGCUUUUUCACAAUGGAUUGCGAGAAAGAUGUGCUGCGUAUUCAGAAGAAGUUGGAUAAAAUUGUGAAAGAAGAAUUGGGCCAAGAUGAGGCAUUGGAUUAUCUAAAAGCUCUAAAAGAUCUACCUAUCAAUUUGGCUGUCCUGACAAGCACUAGAAUUGGGAUGACUGUCAAUGCUAUUCGAAAGAAAAGUGAAAAUGAUGAAGUCAACAAUCUUACAAAAGCCCUAAUAAAGAAAUGGAAAAAACUCCUACCUGGUAACUACCAAACUAUUCUGUUAAGCCCCAACUGUCGUUACUUUCCGUUUUUUGCAAAUGUUGACUCAGGAUCAGCUACCCCAAAAGAAAGCACGAAAGAGGAAGGGAAGACAUCGGAUAAAGCCAAAGAACCACCAAAAGAGAGCCAGGCUCUAGUUAAAGAAUCAGCCAAAGAUAAAAAGGGAUCAUCUAGCAAUGUUCAAUCAUCUUUCCCUGCUCUACCAACAACCACUACAGACUCUGUUCGACUUAAAUGCAGAGAGAUGUUGUGUGCUGCAAUAAAAGGAGAUGGAGUUGCUGUAGAUGGUGGGGGAGAUCCUGAAUAUCUCGCCCAAAUGCUAGAAGAAUGCAUUUUCAAAGAAUUUAAAAAUACAGAUAUGAAGUACAAGAACAGAGUUAGAAGUCGAGUCUCUAAUCUGAAGGACACCCGAAACCCUAACCUGCGCCUCAAUUUCCUCUGUGGUCAAGUCAGCCCUGCUCGUUUGUCAAAUAUGACAUCUGAAGAAAUGGCUUCAGAUGAAAUGAAAAACAUUCGUCAAAAGUUCACUAAAGAAAGCAUCAACGAUGCUCAAUUGGCCACAGUCCAGGGUACACAAACCGAUCUCCUCAAAUGCGGAAAAUGCGGACAACGCAACUGCACUUAUAAUCAGGUCCAAACACGAAGCGCUGAUGAACCGAUGACUACAUUCGUUCUCUGCAACGCGUGUGGCAACCGAUGGAAGUUUUGCUAAAAACCUCAUGUUCACUAAUCAUGCUAAAAAAGUUUCUUUACCUACGUUUGAUUAAGACAAAGCCUCGACUCCAUUUGACUAACCUUUCUUAGCCCAUUAUUUUUUUUUUUCUCUCCCUAAAGCACCUCAGAAGUGGAAAACAAUUUUGAAUAUUUCCCUCUUCAGCUCAAUAGAGUCCUUUAUUGCAUUAGUGGCUCUAUAGUAAAAACUGACUGAAUACAAAACCGUAAAAUCGAA
Molecule: messenger RNA, 1336 nt
Organism: Daphnia magna
Lineage: Eukaryota; Metazoa; Arthropoda; Branchiopoda; Diplostraca; Daphniidae
Product: transcription elongation factor S-II
Exons: 5
Coding region: 125-1099 (324 amino acids)
Biological process (GO): DNA-templated transcription; transcription elongation by RNA polymerase II
Cellular component (GO): nucleus
Molecular function (GO): nucleic acid binding; zinc ion binding
Source: RefSeq, a predicted model, not a curated record